AUGCAGAUUGCUGCCACUGGCAUAUGCACAGAUAAUCAUCCUAUCAAUCCCAGUUUCAAGGAGGGUGUUUUCGCAAUGAUACUGGGCCACAAGGGAGCCAGAAUAGAGAGCAUUGAACAAGGAGUUACUAAAUUUAAACCAGGUGACAAGGUUAUUCCCCUCUACAUGCCUCAAUGCAGCCACUGUAAGUUCUGUUUGAACUCCAAGACCAAUCUUUGUGAAAAGAUCAGCAAGGUUAAAACACUUAUUUCGGAUCAAGAUGUGAUAUGUGAUGGAUCUAGUAGAUUCACUUGCAGAGUGAAGCCAAUAUACCAGUACAGUGUUGCGUCAGAAAGCUCUUAGGGAAACUGCUGCUGCUGCUCUUUUGGACAAAGUCUGUCUGUUGGUUGUGGAUUUUCCACUGGCUAUGGGGCUGCCAUCAAUACUGCACAGGUUGAGCAUGGUUCCACCUGUGCUGUCUUUGGCUUGGGAGGUGUUGGCCUUGCAACUGUCAUGGGUUGUAAAGCUGCUGGAGCUUCCAAUAUUUUGGGGAUUGAGAUCAAUAAAGACAAAUUUCUACUAGCUAAAAAACUGGGAACAACUGACUGCCUCAACUGGCUGGUUUGGGAAACAGAAUGA
Molecule: messenger RNA, 618 nt
Organism: Rhea pennata
Lineage: Eukaryota; Metazoa; Chordata; Aves; Rheiformes; Rheidae
Product: all-trans-retinol dehydrogenase [NAD(+)] ADH4-like
Exons: 4
Biological process (GO): formaldehyde catabolic process
Cellular component (GO): cytosol
Molecular function (GO): S-(hydroxymethyl)glutathione dehydrogenase [NAD(P)+] activity; zinc ion binding
Source: RefSeq, a predicted model, not a curated record